This is a messenger RNA of Emiliania huxleyi CCMP1516, 1909 nucleotides long. RefSeq lists its product as hypothetical. The transcript is spliced from 11 exons. The record is from RefSeq and is a predicted model, not a curated record. Lineage: Eukaryota; Haptophyta; Isochrysidales; Noelaerhabdaceae. The coding region runs from base 21 to 1769 and encodes 582 amino acids.
CAUCGCUGCACCCCCCAACAAUGGCCGCCGAGGGCCUCCCCACCUCGGGAGCAGUGGCAAAGCCCAGCCGCGGGGCACGCGCUCUCCGCCUCGCGCCCGUGCUCGCCCUGCUCGUCUGCGCUGGACUCUUCUACGCGCGCCCGGCAGAGCCGCCGCCGUCCGACAUCAAGCUGGCGAUUGGCAAGCCUUUUGUGCAGGGCAUUAUCGCACUUUUCGAGAUGAAGGUCGACCAGAUCCGCUUGCAGCAGCCCGAGUCGCAGUGGACCCACUUCGCCGUCGGGAUGUACGUCUUCGACCUCCUGAUCGACAUCCACAUGGAGCUGCUCUUCUUCGGCGCGCAGGCCACGCUUGGCUCGGCGGAGAUCAAUCUCUUUUUCCGAGGGGAGCGCUUCGGCACCCUCUCCUCCCGACCCUGCCCGCUCGGCGGCGGCGGCAAGAUCAGGACGCAGAUGGCGGGCCAACUGGUGGUGGACGACGUGGCUGUUUUCAAGAAGAUCGCCCGCGCGGUGGUGCACGAGGACGAGUUCACCGUCGAGCUCUACGCGGUGUUGGCGGUCGAGCUUCGCGGCACAGACCACGGGUGUACUCUCCGCAAGGAUAUGUGCCAGACAGUUGGCACGCUGCGCAUCCCGGGCGUGACCUUCGCAAAGUCGGUCGUGCUCCACGGCGCGCAAGGCUUCAACGUCGAGAUGGGCGCCCUCAAGCUCAUUGACCUUCCCGCGACCGAGCCGGCCGGCAAGGCGCUCAUCUCGGUCGACGCGCGUGUGACGAACCCGUCCACCUUUGUGCUGAAAGACCUCGACGUCUUCUCGAUCGACAUCUAUACCGACGACUCGUGGCCAAAGACGGAGCGGCCCGCGGCCGAGUCGCUCGGCGUCAAGUUCGCGGAGGUCAUUCGAGCUCGGGCGCGGCCAGUCGGAUUGGUUUCAGGUGCAGGGCUUCCUCUCGGUGCCGGAGCGGGAGUACGACCUCGUCAAGACCGCCGACGUCCUCAACCACUUCCUCACGUCCCGGCCGACGCCGCUCAUCGCCUCCAUCGUCGGAUCGUCGCAGCCCUUCUUCGCCGCCGCCGCCACGGGCACCGCCCUACGCGCCUUCCUGCCCGGCAUGACGGACAAGUUCGGCGGCUGCACAAACAUCGUCGUGCGCGCCUACAUCGACCUCGACAUCCCCGUCGCGGUCGCCUCCCUCCUCAACCCGUUGUCGGGCACCACGCUGCACCAGUACCUGUACGUCGCCCUCUCCAACCCCUUCGACGCGACCCUCUACGUCUUCGGCCUCGAGGCGGAGGUCUUGUACAAGGACGUCCACGUGGGGCAGGUCUCGCUGCCGCAGCUCUCGCUCGAGCAGGCCAUCGUGCUGCCGCCCUCCGAGAACGGCUUCCUCACGCCAAACGCCUACCCGAUCGAGCUCCACGCCACCCAGCUGCCAUCCCUCCUCCAGCUGCUCCACGACAUCGCCCCCAAGCCCGCCGGCAAGGGCGUCGCCUACGUCGACCUCAACGCGCGCAUCCACGCCCGCGUCGGGGGCGCCGAGCCCAUCCUCGUCUACAAGCAGGUCAACGUCUCGGCGCAGCUCAAGCAGUUCUCGGGCCUCCCAUAGCGGCAGUGGGCGGCAAAUUAGCGCGCGGCGGUGGCCCCGCUGCUUUCGCCCAGAAUUUAGCGCGGCCGCCCGCGGCGGGAGGGGUCACACUGGAGAGGCAGAGGGGGAGCGAGGCCGGCGCGAUGAGCCGGCGGAAGUGGCAAGCUAGUGUGGGGUGGCAGCGGUAGAGCUAGAGGUACAGUGAAGAGAGAGGACUGGGUCCCUGCCGCCCUGGGGCGUGGGGGUGGCAAAAAUGAGCCGGCGUCGCUAUUUAGGGCUUUAGCGCCCGUCUCUACGUCAGUAACUCUAUACACAAGUCUACAGCUGC